This is a messenger RNA of Danio aesculapii, 6982 nucleotides long. RefSeq names its product androgen receptor (gene ar). Gene Ontology annotation, molecular function: sequence-specific DNA binding; DNA-binding transcription factor activity; zinc ion binding. Gene Ontology annotation, biological process: male gonad development; regulation of DNA-templated transcription. The coding region runs from base 638 to 3256 and encodes 872 amino acids. NCBI's taxonomy places the organism in Eukaryota, Metazoa, Chordata, Actinopteri, Cypriniformes, Danionidae. The record is from RefSeq and is a predicted model, not a curated record. The transcript has 8 exons.
GUCCUGACAGUAAAAGCGCUCAAGGACUUUCCCGAGCGAACUCUCCGUGAAAUUACUGCUUACACCGGCAAAACACCGUGACACAGCAAGCUCUCCCCGCAUUACCUGCGUCCGAGCCCAGGAGAGUACCUGACACGGGAGAAAAGGGCCGUAACUGUACUUUGGAAUAAAAGUAUUGGUCGUUAUGGUGCACACGGGGUGCUACUGUACCAACCGCCGCCUCUGCUGGGACUGUCCUUUGCAAACAAAACGGCGCUAAAUCUUAUCGCGUGUUCUCAAGGUAGACGGAAAAGUACUCGAGCGGCGGACAGAAAUUCCCACCUCCCAUUGCCAUUACAUCUGCUCUUUUAUGGAUAACACGCGUGCAUGUAUGACUGGGACCGAAUAAAGCCCCGAAGAACAAAUCGCGUGCAUUUUCGGAAAACUUUUCUCGUUGACGUCUAUUAAGAGCCGCCUAUGCGUCUCCGGCUGCGAUUACAUGCGCGUCCGUUUGCUUAUUUUUGCUUACACAGUGUCGCGCUGCGCAGCUCACUCGUGUCUGUCUGACUGGAACUUUUUCAAGGAUUUCGUCGAUGAACUUGUUGCGGUGAGUCCCCUUUAAACCCUCACGGCCUGUGUUGUACUCUGUUUUUAGACUAUGGAGGUUCCGGUCGGGCUGGUGGAAGCCUGCGAGUCCCCAGACGCAGUUUUUCACGGACCUUACCAAAGCGUUUUUCAAAACGUGCGCGUCGCGAGAGCGAGCAACCCCGAGAGUUUGGAUAUUUCUAGCUCCAAGAAGUGCGGCUGCCUACAGGAGAGCUCGUCGAGGGAAAUGCGCUUAAGUGAGCUGUCCUCAAUCAGAAGAAUAAUAUGCUGCCCCGAAAAAGAGUACGAGAGUGCGAGUUCGGUGAUGCAGGCGGCGGCGAGCCGAAUUCAUUUUCUCAAGAGUUCAUCAGGAAGCAAAAGCGACUCGUCUCUGUCAUCUAGCGGCUCGGGCCGCACAGACGCCACCGAAAGCAGCGGUAGUCGCGCAGGCUUCCUUCGGGGCGUCGAGAGCGGACAGAAGGGCUGCGGUGCUGUUGAAGUUCACACACGAGAGUUGGGCUCGGGCCGUGACGCAAGUGUGGCGAGUAGUAGUCGCGCGUGCACCACCGCCACCAUCACCUCCAGCAGCAGCAGCAGCAGCACCACUACCAGCUGCACCAUAUCAGAGACAGCGCGAGAGUUGUGCAAAGCCGUGUCCGUGUCUUUGGGCUUAGCUAUGGAGUCCAGCGAACUGGGCGAGGUGGGACCGCACCAUGCACCGCCGCCACCGCCCCUGACCACUGAAAGUAGUAGUGAGGAGAUCUAUUUGUACGGAAUGCCUUUGCUCGACUGCUCAGUGAGCGAACGGGAGGCAGGAAGGAAAGACCGAGAGUACGCUCUCGCGGCGGGACGAGACAGAGGCGAAGAGCUCCGAGGCAGAGACAAAGUGCUCGGGAUGCUUAAAAGUGGCGACCUGGAGCAGCUAGCAGGUGAGGUGACGACCUUGCAGUGCAGCAACGCUUCUCGAGCGAACUUGACCGCGGAUGUGCAGGAGGUGCAUGAGUUCGGCAGCCUGUCCGGGGACAUUGCCAACCUGAGUUCAGAAGAUACGGCAGCGCAGACAGCACCGGAUAUGGACGGACCGCGAGCGGCUUCGUGCCAGUUCGAACAACUGUUGCCCGCGAGCAUGACCCAUUAUGUCCACCCGGAGCUCGAAAACGGACCGAGCCAUAGCUUCGUAAAAUCCACGGCGAUGUCUGGGGAGUUUGCGGGGCCCAUGGAGGAUUACACGAAUCUCUAUAAUGUCAGAAUCAAGACCGAGAUGAUGCCCCGUGAUCUGAAUGACACCUGGGCGUACCCGCAUAGGUACGCCGAGGACUCUAACGGCCACUACGGGCCUCCAAAGCAGAGGACACCUUAUGCUGCUGCCCACGAACCCCCGUUUAUCUGCAACCCCUACGAAUACGGCCGAAGUACGGCUCUGGUUCCGCGGGAGCGACCUCCGCACGAGCAGUGGUACCCGGGUGGGAUGCUGACCCGUCCUCCGUACCCUAACGUGCCUGGCGUGAAAAACGAGGUGGGCGAAUGGCUGGAUGUAACAUCGUUCACGGAUGGCAGGUUUGACGGAGGGAGGAGUGACAUUUUCCCAAUGGAGUUUUUCCUUCCUCCGCAAAGGACCUGCCUAAUCUGCUCUGAUGAAGCAUCUGGAUGUCACUACGGAGCCCUCACCUGCGGAAGCUGCAAAGUGUUCUUUAAGAGAGCUGCUGAGGGGAAGCAGAAGUAUCUGUGCGCUAGCAGGAAUGACUGCACCAUAGACAAACUGAGGAGGAAGAACUGCCCAUCCUGCCGCCUGAAGAAGUGUUUUGAGGUUGGAAUGACCCUGGGAGCCCGCAAGCUGAGGAAGAUUGGACAGAUGAAAGGUCCGGAUGAGGUCGGCGCAGUUCAGGGCCCGUCGGAGACUGUCCAGUGCAUGUCGCCCAAGCCCAACCUGACGUUCCACUCGCAGUUGAUCUUCCUGAACAUCCUGGAGGCCAUUGAGCCCGAGGUGGUGAACGCCGGCCAUGAUCAUGGUCAGCCUGACUCAGCGGCUGCUCUUCUCACCAGCCUUAACGAGUUAGGAGAGAGGCAACUUGUCAAAGUAGUGAAAUGGGCCAAAGGACUUCCAGGUUUCCGUAACUUGCACGUGGAUGAUCAGAUGACAGUCAUACAACACACCUGGAUGGGAGUGAUGGUCUUUGCUCUGGGUUGGAGGUCCUACAAGAACGCCAACGCGCGGAUGCUGUACUUCGCUCCAGACCUGGUCUUCAAUGAUCGUAGGAUGCACGUCUCCAGCAUGUACGAGCACUGUGUUCAGAUGAAGCAUCUCUCGCAGGAGUUUGUGCUGCUACAGGUCACACAGGAAGAGUUCCUCUGUAUGAAGGCCCUCCUCCUGUUCAGCGUCAUUCCAGUGGAGGGGCUGAAGAGUCAGAAGUAUUUUGAUGAGCUGCGUCUGACGUACAUAAACGAGCUUGAUCGUUUAAUCAACUAUGGCAGGAAGACCAACUGUGCCAUGCGCUUCCAGCAGCUGACACGACUGAUGGACUCACUGCAACCAGUUGUUCAGAAGUUGCACCAGUUCACCUUUGACCUCUUUGUCCAAGCUCGGUCUCUGCCCACGAAGGUCAGCUUUCCCGAAAUGAUUGCAGAAAUAAUCUCGGUCCAGGUGCCAAAGAUGCUCGCCGGCCUGUCUAAACCAAUCCUGUUCCACAAAUGACAGGACCACGCCCCCAAACCACCAAUCUAUAUCAACCCCACCCAGGCCAUAUGAGCCAGUCAGUUUGGUCUGAUCCAGCCUAAACCAGCCUGCGAUGCUUUGAAUCUGGACUCGAAUUGAGCGACGAGACUGAACAAUACAGAUUUUUUGAUUUUUCCAUUUUUUAGCAUUUCCCCCUCCCUCCCUCCCUCUCUCUCUCUCCCUCCCACCCUUUCUAUCUCAGUCUCGUCUCUCCCUCCUUUUGAAAAAUGGCCCUGAAAAGUAGCGGGACCAUUACAUCAUUACAGUUGUCUAUCUUCUCCUCGGAGAUGAUUUGAGCUCAUUUUCUCAAACUGACAGCAUGGUGUGAAGCAGGUUUUGUUCUUUCUUUAGACCAGCAGUUAUCCUUCAAGAGUUACAACGUGUUGCCUGGUGGACAGGUUGGAAAAAAAAAUAUCACACUGAAGUUUCAUCUGAGCCCUUAAUCAAAAAAGAAAAAAAAAAGACAUUAAGCAGAUCCCUUUCCAAGUCUGUGACCUGCCUUGACUCUGUGCAUAGCGGGAUAAAAAGGUUUCAUUUAUUGUCCAUGACUUGAGAGAUCAGGACAAAGCAAAGCAGCAUGCAUAGAGAAAUACGAUCAGAUGUGGCAAAAACCGAGACAGAAUCUUUUCACUUGUGACUAAAAUUCUACUAAAUACAGUACCAUAGUAUUAAAAGAGUAUGGAAUUCAGUACAACAGACUGGCUAUCGGUCCUCCUCCCUGCUUUAUUAGUUUAUUGAUUGUAAAACAAGUGCUUCAUUCAUUUCUUAUGAAAUGUAGAGGCUCUUUAUGAAAGCUUUUUAAAAGGCAUCAUUCAUUCAGGAUGUUCAGACGAUUUCUGACUAUUUCGUUCAUUUGAAAAUCGUUCACAGUUGGGUUGGAAAUUCACUUUCGUCACUGAAAACAAAAGGACAGCAUGAUGAUGAUGAUGAUGAUAACAGCGCUAUAAUAAAAACAUCUCACAGUCAUUAGGCAGUUGCCUCCUCUAGACAGCAGACUUUUGUUAAGACGUGGCCGAGUGCCCUUAUUUACAACCUGGAUAUUGCGUUGCAGGUUUUAGGGUAUAAUGUUGACAGUUUGUAUAUAGAACACAACAACUACAGCAAUGCUUGGGUCAUCAUACAAGAUCUUCAAAUAUAUAUCCGUAUCUAAAUCUAUUUAAACCUAUGCAUGCUGUCUUCAUAUCCAUCACUACAAAACAAGAAACCAAUAACUGCAUGCUGAAGCCCUAGAUAUUCAAACAAACCAAACUGCAUUUCCAGUAAGCUAAAUGGAUAUUGUUAGGAAACGGGACUGUUUCCCAUAAAGCUCUUACUAAGUUACUCUCUCUUUCACUGUCCUUAAUGGAAGAUCUGGCAAGGUAAUGUUCUUGUGUAUAUAUGUAAAAGUUAAGCGUGGUUCUUUUCAACCUUUCUAUGUGCUAAUGUAUGGAUGUAGUCAAUAGUUUUACAGUACAGUUUCCUCUCUUUCCUUUAUAGUAAGUGCCACUGAGGGAUUUGUAUUUCUCUGCGCUAGCAAUAAGUAAUCACAUGCUUAACACAGUCUUUUAACAAGCUCUUUUAGAAUACCAAAACAGGCUUCAGACGGUGCACACCUUUAAAAACAGACAAAAAGAAAAGAAAAAAGAGCUAUGCUUGUGUGCUAACAUAACGGGACAGUACUGUUAUUUUAUCAGAAACUCCUACCAAACAUCUUAAUCACCAUCAAUGGCGCAAAGCAACGGCAAGUGGUGCUAUAAGCUCUCUUCUUUAUUCACGAGGGUGUUAAAUGAGACGAAAAAAGACAACAACAACAAAAAAACGUAUUUUUUACUCUGCUUUUGCUUCAAUUAAAGCAUUCUCUAUUUAUCUGUCAGAAAGGAACAUCUUUACUCGCUUUCCUCAUACUUGGGCGCUGUGCGUGUUUUCUAGACGUCGUGUCAACUUUUUUCCUCUGCACGCUCUCCGUUUCUAAAUGAUUGAAUAAUGCCUGCAGUGUUAUGUAUGUAGAUUACUCUUUAAAGAGCCCAAAAAUCGCGGCGCUGUGUUGUCUUUGUCAGGCCUGGGGUGACCUGGGGUGUACUUUCAGCAGAGCAGGGAGUUUUCCGACGAGUUAAAACGACGAGAUGUGGUUUAGCUGCUCGAGCUCUUGUCGCCGCCGAGCAUGUUGACGGUUUAAAUGUGCCAGGCAGAGAAUAGGCUGUCAGAGAAAGCUCCUCCGCGCUGACAGCACCGAGCACCGCGCAAUUACACGCAGGUGUUUACCCAUUUAGACGGCCCAAAAGCACUCAUUAGAAUUUGCAGAACUCCAAGCCGCACUUUUACCCUGCCAAAAAAAAAAGAGCCCACGACUUCCACCGCAAACAUGAAUCGCUUUAGGACGGAGCCCGAAGCCAAAGUUUGAUCACAAAAGUCGUUAGCUGACGAACGUUUGGAGGGGGGAUGCACGUGCACGUAAACACCGAUGUGCUUCAUUCGUACGUGACUAACGUUACGUUACUCUGUCUCUCUCUCUCUCUCUCUUUCUCUCGCCGUCUUAUAAUUGUCUGUUUACAAUGGAAACUUUAUAACAUGCGACACCUCGUUUGGCUCUGGCGCUGCGCUUUUGAACCGACCCGUGCUUGGAUGGUCCAUAAGCUGAUUUGUGUGACUUUCUUAACACAUCUCUUAUGAGCUAUAAUGUAGAACUUUGCGUGUGUUGGUUUUCAAUUAAAGUCUUAGGAUUUACUGUUGCUGUGUGCGGUGUGGUCAGCCAAUAGCAAAAGCAUAUGUGUAUGUUUAUAUGCGCUCUUGUAAAUCUGUUAGCAGCCUCUGCUUCCUGGAUGAAAGAAAGCAAUAAGGACUUUUUUUUGGUGUCAUUUGCCAAAUAUUGAAUUAGGCCUAAAGGUUUGCUCGGAUUCGAAUGUGAACGAGAGUCUUAAUAACAGUCUGCAUGUCACCAGGAUGCUUCCUGUGGUUAUAAAUUGGUCUUUCAGAACACACGGAGGGGGCAAAAGUUACCGAACGACUUUCAGCGAUGAGGAAGGCAAUUUGGCUUUCUAAUGUGCGUCUUAACUGCAAAGUAUCUUGAUGUGAAGUUGUAGGUUAAACUGAAACACUAGCGCGACAGACGCUAAAUGUGCAAAUGAAACCAUACAAAACAUUUGCAGGCAGAACUCUAUCUACUUUAUGAAACCAUAUUUAAAAAGUCCCAUUUAUGUAACGAUGAUUUGGAUUAUUUUAUGUUUUAAUUCUCUCUCUUCACUGGCUGACACAAGCAACUACAAGACUAAUAAUUAGCGAAUGCUUUUUUACUGCUUUUUUCUCCGGUGUGAAUAAUUCCUGUCUUUUCCUGGUGUUAUGGGAUAUUUUUGGCCUUUCCAUAUGCAGAAGGAGGAGCUGGAGAGUUUGGCUUUAUAUGACUAGAAGUGGAAAUUCUGGCUUCUUAAAUGAUGUUUGUUACUUCAAUCUUUGUAACUUUAUAGUCUUUUUUUACAGCAGUUGUGUGUACGUGUGAAUGGGUGUGUGUCUGUGCAUGCACGCUUUUUCGCAGAUUAUUUAGUACUGCUAUGUAGUGUUGUAUUGACAGUUGUUAACUGACGAUUUCUUUGGAGCAGUUUGCAAACUGAUUUUUACUCAUACGGAAUAUCGCUUAUCAGACGUGCUCUGAUUCCUGUUGUGUAGAGCCUGUGUAAAUCCAGUUUGUUUGUGUUUUACCGCUUUCAAUUCAAUAAAAAAAAUCUGAAAGUC